Molecule: messenger RNA, 2175 nt
Organism: Cyphellophora europaea CBS 101466
Lineage: Eukaryota; Fungi; Ascomycota; Eurotiomycetes; Chaetothyriales; Cyphellophoraceae
Exons: 3
Coding region: 1-2175 (724 amino acids)
Biological process (GO): glucan catabolic process
Molecular function (GO): hydrolase activity, hydrolyzing O-glycosyl compounds
Source: RefSeq, a predicted model, not a curated record
AUGCCGUCCUCAUCACUCUCUCUGAAGUCGAGCACAUCACUCCUUACUGUUCUGUCUCUAUUUUCUUCCACCCAAGCCGUCAAUCCCGGCAUUGGGAAGUCUUAUUCGCCUUUCAAGGAAUACAGUGGCUCAACUUUCUUCGACCAAUUCUCUUUCUUUUCCGGUGCUGAUCCCACCCACGGAUAUGUGACCUACGGAGACAGAGGCUACGCCCAGACCAAUGACUUGAUCGCUUACGAUGGUACUUAUAACUACUUGAAGGUGGAUGCCAUUGGUGGAAAGGAUGUGUAUAAGAGCCAUACUGGAUAUUAUAAUAACAACAACAUUGGUCGAAAGAGUGUUAGGAUUGAGGGAACCGACACGCUGACCAAAGGCCUGAUCGUCGCUGACAUUGCCCAUAUGCCAUCCAACAUUUGUGGUACCUGGCCGGCUUUCUGGACUCUUGGUGGCCCUGACACAUGGCCGGGUGCUGGUGAGAUUGACAUUAUCGAGGGAGCUAAUGGAACCACUCUGGCAUUAUCAAACGGUCUGACCAUGUCGACAGAUACCGGCAAAACAUCCAGGAUUUCGGCCGCGAAUCCCAUGGUGGGCACUAUUCAGGCCACUGACUGCAACGUCAACACAGACCCGAGCAACCCCAACUACGUUGGUUGCAAAAUCGUUGACCCCGACCCAAGCACCUACGCAUCGUAUCAAGGUGGCGUAUGGGCUAUGCAAAUGUCAUCAGAUGUCCUCAACGUAUGGUUCUGGCCCUAUGGCUCAGUUCCAGCGUCUGCCCAAAGCAACAACCCUGUGGUGUCCUCCGAAUGGGGCACUCCUCGUGCCAGCUUUGGUCCCAAGGACACGUUGAACUUUGACGCCAACUUCAAGAACCAGCACAUCAUUUUUGACACCACCUUCUGUGGUGAUCUUGGCGAUCCGACCUGGGGCACCGUUAACGAUGCGGGAAGUUGCGCUGCAAGAACCGGUUACGCCACCUGUGCUCAAUAUGUUCAGGAAAAUCCAGCAGCUUUCGCGAACGCGUAUUGGAAGAUCAAGUCCGUUAGGAUGUAUAGUGAAGGGUCAGCAACGACCACUACCACUACCACAACUACCACCACCACCACCACCACCACCACCAGCGCUUCCACAACCACGACAAGCACUACCACUAGCUCCAGCACAUCUCAGAGCACUUCCACUUCGUCGGGUUCGGCAACAAUGACACCUGCAUCCACUUCGUCUAGCACCUCGACCAGCAGCACCUCGACCGGCAGCACCUCGACAGGCCGCACCUCGACAGGCCGCACCUCGACCGGCAGCACCUCGACCAGCAGCACCUCGACUGGCAGCCCCUCAGCGUCCAGCGCCAAGACCACCGAAAGCCCCUCCCAGAGCACGAGCUGGGGUGACUGGACCUCAACUGCUGCAUCAACCGUAGCCACAAAUCAAGUCUGGGAUGACACAUGGAGCUCAAGCACCACCUCAACAAAGUCAGCAGACCCAACCUUCUGGGGAGCCUGGUCGCCUUCGAGUUCCUCCACCAAGUCCACCACCAAGUCUGCCGACUCCACACUACAAUCCUGGGCCGAUGUCCUCCCAUCAUCCCAGACCGUCGACCCGACGUGGCAAGCAUGGAGCCCCUCCUCCUCCUCUUCUUCCUCCUCCACGUCCACGGACCCAACAUGGCGACCAUGGACCGCCGCCCCAAGCAGCAACCCCGCCACCCCAACAUGGUCAACAUCAACAGUCCCAGCUUCCAAGACAACACCCCAAUCCAGCGGCACCCCCGCCCCGGUCGCCAUCUGGGACGAUGAUUCAGCAGCUGCGAAGACCACGUAUCCCGUCGUGAGCGUCACCGUGCAGCCCCUCCCUCCCUCGUCCACCACGCCAGAUAUUUCGGGCGUGGUGAGCUGGGCGCCCUGGUCCUCUGACGUGGCUGCUACACCGGCUUCAGCCUCGGCUGCUGCUGUUGCUUCGGCCGCUUCUGCUGUCAAUGCAGGUGCGGAGACGUGGUCAGAAGCCAACGUGCCUGCCGCGGCGGCCACCGGGGCUUCAGGGGCAAGCGGUGAGGCCGUCGCGCCCAGCUCGCCGGUCGAUGUCUACAAGGGUGCGGCUAGCGCGAGCGUUGUUGACGUCAAGGCCAUGAUGGGCUUGGUUGCGGCUGUUGUGGGGAUGGUCGGCAUGAUGCUGUAA